Messenger RNA from Ictalurus furcatus (blue catfish), 3558 nucleotides. RefSeq names its product E3 SUMO-protein ligase ZBED1. NCBI's taxonomy places the organism in Eukaryota, Metazoa, Chordata, Actinopteri, Siluriformes, Ictaluridae. The record is from RefSeq and is a predicted model, not a curated record. The transcript is spliced from 5 exons. Bases 1132 to 2634 code for a protein of 500 amino acids.
UUGGGAAUACUUUUUUUUAGGGUGAUUAAUAUAAUCAUAAGUGGAAUUAUGUGGUAUCGCUUAUGAGUCAUGUGAGGAGGCAUCAAGAGUCAUACCUCCAGCAUGUAAAUACAAGUCAAAUGAGAAGAUUUGUUAUUCACUUUGACAAAACUGAAACCACAGAAAGCUCCACAACUUCUCUAACCAAGCCACACACGUAUCAGAGGAGUAUAACCAGGUAGAGACUACAAAGCCUGUAAAAAAAAAAAAAGUUUGGAACAUGGAUAAGAAGAGAGGUUAUUCUGCACCAAAACGUUUCCAAAGAGGUCGGCAUCAUCCUUAUAGGAACCAAGAUCUGUCCCAUACACGUGGGUCCAGACAACAGACCCUCAGCCACACAGUGGACAAUCAGGAAUCAAAGCAUACUAUGGAAUGAGAUUUGGUUCAGCACUGCAGAAAACAUUCAAGUGAAACUCAAAGAGUAAGCAGACAAAGGUGGAACAAGCAGCAGGUACAACCAAUGAACUACCAUGGCAACAGGAAACCGAGCACAGGCAACACUGACCAUAUAAAGAAAGUGGAGAGCAAAUGGGACAAAAUAUGACAUACAGUGAACAGAGCACUGGGCAGUGACACUGAGGACAUGACAUGCUCUUUGUACAGUUAUUUUAAUAAAUAUUAAUUUCAGAUGACUUUUCAAAAUAGGGUCCCAAUUUCCCUGACUUAUACCAUAUAUACUCUUAUCAUAAACAGAAUAAAUAAAAACAAUGGUCAUCUUAAUGCAACCCUCUACAUGAACAUUCAUUAAAAUCAUUAAAAUCACUUUGUCCACUCUACACCAUAUCAUUCUUUCAUUACUGAAAGAAUUUACUGUAUAUUGUGCAAGAGUUGCAGAUCCGGGAAGCAGACAAAAAAAUGGCAAUUAAAUAAACAAGGAACAAAACACUUCUGCCCUCAACUGUAACAAACCACUGACACUGGAGACUCUUUCCAUAAAUACAAUAUAUAUAAGAAAUCAAUGUCUCCUCUUCUAAAUAACAGCACAUUUUUAAAAAUCUGUUUAUUAUUUGCUUUACAUUAUGUGAGGCAUUGCUGCAUUAAUGAACUAUUAUACCGUAUUUUGUUAUAAUCAUAUUUGUUUGAAGAAAUUGUAUGGGAGUGUGUGGUAAAGGUUUUUGGACAGAAAUUGCAACUUCAAGUAAAGAACUUCAUCAGCCUGGUUUGAGAAAAAGAGCACAUAGCCUCCAACUACGCGAGCCAGGGGGAGAAUUUAAUUUGAAGACACACAUUCUGAAGAUAAUUGUUACGGAUCUACAAACACCACGACUUGUUGAAGAAGUUGGAUUCCACCAUUUCAUGAAAGCCCUAAAUCCCAGUACUGAUGCCGCACUAAGUGCCUCUGCGAUCCGACAAGAACUAGUGAAUAUGUAUGAUAUCACAAAGAGGGAGGUGAAGAAUGCAGUAAGCAAUGCCAGAGACCCCGUGCUCUCUGCUGAACUGUGGAUCUCAAGCAAAGAAGAGUCCUAUCUGACAGUAACAUGUCACUUCAUUGAUAAGUGGGAGCUAAAAUCCUACACGCUAGACACGGCUCAGCUUCUCGACAACCACACGGCAGAAAAUGUUCAUCAGCAACUUCAGAGAAUUUCAACAGAAUGGGAGAUCAUGGAGAAAAUUAAGGUGGUGGUUGUCAAUGUUGAUGGAAUGAAAAAGAUUAAGCUCAACUUAACCUGGAGGUACAUACCUUGCUUCAGCCACACCCUCAACAAAGUCAUUCGAGAAGUCAUACAAAGCACCGAUUGGAGAUAUCUGCUGCGGAAGUGCCGCCAAAUUGUUCAGUUUUUCCACCAGGAAAAUGGAGCUUCAAGGGGUUACCAGUUGGUCCAGUCUUCUUGUGUUGACUGGCUUCCGACACUAGACAUGGUGAAAAAGAUCUGUGAACAGUGGCCAAGAUUUUCCAAAGACUCCAAAUACAUGCAUGCAGAUCAUCUUUGGCUCAAUGAAAAUGAAAGGAAGCUGCUGGAGAAUAUGAAAAAGGCGCUCACAGUUGUCAAAGACGUCACAGAGGCGAUUGGGACACGCGGAUAUGUUUCAGUUUCCAACAUCAUACCUCUGCUUGAAAAGCUUCAGUCGAGUCUACAAAGUCUAAUAAAACAAGAAAACAAGGUAGCCUUGAAGCUCAGUGAGAAAUGUCAAUAUCACUUUGGAAGCAUCAACCAAAAUAUGUGGUUCACUGUUAGCACAGCACUGGACCCAAGAUUCAAAAGUAGUGUACUGAAGACUAAGCAAGCAGAAAAAGUUAAAGAUAAGAUCAGAGAAGAAAUGUCCAAACUGGGGAGUGAAGCAACAAGUAGCAGUUACAAUAGAAAAGGUUUAGGCGAGAUGGGUUAUGAAGAUUCAUUUCUGCAAUAUGUUAGAGAAAGAGACAUCUCAGAAACUCAGAGACCUCUUCAGUACUGGGCAGCGAAAAACAAGUCUACGGUCUUGGCCAUGGUUGCACACAAAUACCUCAGUGUGAUCUCCACCGCUAUUCCAAUAGAGCAGAUGAAGCAUCAGGACAAAUCACAGAUCAUUUUCAACAGGAGGAAAUGCUUGGAGGUCAAAGAUAUCAACAUGAUGCUGUUUCUGAAUGGCAAUCACCAAAAUUUAACAUUUUAAAAGAUUUCUUAACUGUGCGGCAUCAUGGAAGAAUCCUUUAGAUGAUCAGAUUUUGACAUUUUUCUACUACACUAUAUAUUGUACAGAAAACUACAGACCUUCUCAAAAAUCUUCCUCUUUUGCAUGAAUCUUGGCCACAAGUAAAGUUCAAACUUUCUGCGCUCUAACUUUGUUUACCAGCAUCAUCCACAUCUCAUCACCUCAGGUAAAAUUCAUUUGCAGCACUUAAACAUGAGCCUCAUUAUCAUCUGCUCAAUCAUCUCCAAUGUUCUCUGUUAGUCUUCAUCUUCAGUAACUAGGUUAUCCUGGUCAGGGUUGCAAAGGAUCCAGAGUCUAUCCUGGGAACAGUCAAGGCAGGAUGGGACUCUGGAUGGGACAAUCAGUCCAUCACAGUGACCAUGUACACAAACAAUUUAAGUAAUGCAAGAAAUAUUUCUGCUGCAUCACUAUGCCCUCUUAAUGUAAAUAUUUAGAGGUGAAUACAAAAAUUAAAAAAGAUAAAUAAAUAAUGACCUUUUUAUAUAUGUAAAAAACUGAAUUGUGUAGAGGGAUAUAAAUGUAACUGUAUAAUGCAAUUACACAUUUUCAUGCUUAAAAAAUAAUAUAUGGAUUAUUAUAUCAUAUAGUGAUAUUUAUUAUGGUCAGGCGUCCACAAACUUUGGACAUAUAGCGUACAUAUAAACAGAUUUACUGUAUCGAAAUCCAGCUUUUAUUCAGCUAUUACUAUUUAAAAACAUUAUUCUAUUGAGAGAUUUCAGUAGGAAAGUUUGAGACAUUUUUGUUUGUUUGUUUGUUUGUUAUUUGUCUAUAAAAAGUAAUCUAGUGACAACACUGUUAUUUAAAAUUAAUAUUUAAACGUACCAAUGUACCAAUAUAUAACACUUCUAUUGUUGUAUCUUGUGUUCCUCCAACUAAAUAAAUAGA